Messenger RNA from Silurus meridionalis, 4838 nucleotides. Its product is annotated as LARGE xylosyl- and glucuronyltransferase 1-like. Gene Ontology annotation, molecular function: xylosyltransferase activity; glucuronosyltransferase activity. Bases 121 to 2448 code for a protein of 775 amino acids. The transcript has 15 exons. Gene Ontology annotation, biological process: protein O-linked glycosylation via mannose. Lineage: Eukaryota; Metazoa; Chordata; Actinopteri; Siluriformes; Siluridae. The record is from RefSeq and is a predicted model, not a curated record.
UAAUAACUGAUACCACACACACACACACACACACACACACACACACACACACACACACACACACACACACACACACACGCGGGUUGUCGAGACUGCCAAAUGGAGUGAGCUCACAAGUCAAUGCCAUGCAACCCCUGGCAAACACCUGCUGUCCACAUAGAGGUCUGUCAGCCUCCUGAACAUCUCCCCUCUUCAGCGCAGAGGAUGCUGGGAAUGUGUCGUGGGCGCAGGAAGUUCCUGGCUGCCUCCCUUAUCCUGCUCUUUAUCCCGGCCCUCACGUGGCUCUACCUGUCUGCUACUAAUUUCACAGUGAAGCCACUGCCUCUGUCCCCAUUGGAGCCUCAGUCCUCUACGUUGGCCCUGGAACUAAGGGUACGGGAGGUGGAAGAGGAAAACCGUGCGCUCAGGAAAGAGCUGAGUCAGCCACCCAGAAGUCCCACACAUGGCAACCAGAAUGGCAGUGGACGCCAUGGCAACCAGUCCCAUGUUGGCAGAGAGGGUUUAAGGCAUGCAGAAGCUCAGAGAGGCAUCACACUGGGAAACAGCUCUGACUGUGUGUCUCAGCCUGAAGUGGAUAAGUGUGAGACAAUUCAUAUGGCUAUAGUGUGUGCCGGAUAUAAUGCCAGUAGAGACGUGGUGACACUGGUGAAGUCUGUCCUUUUCCACAGACGGAACCCGCUCCACUUCCACUUUAUUACAGAUGCCAUUGCCCAGCAAAUCCUGGCCUCCCUCUUCCACACCUGGAUGGUGCCUGCUGUCCAAGUAGACUUUUAUGAUGCUGAUGAAUUAAAGUCUGAGGUGUCAUGGAUCCCCAACAAACAUUACUCUGGUAUUUAUGGCUUAAUGAAGCUGGUUCUCACGAAGACGCUGCCAUCAAACCUGCAGAAAGUCAUCGUUCUCGAUACUGACAUCACCUUUGCCACAGACAUUGCUGAGCUGUGGGCUGUCUUUCACAAAUUCAAAGGUCAACAGGUGCUUGGACUGGUAGAGAACCAGAGUGAUUGGUAUUUAGGAAACCUAUGGAAGAACCAUCGACCAUGGCCAGCUCUGGGCAGAGGCUUCAACACUGGUGUGAUUCUCCUGCUGUUAGAUCGUUUGAGGAAGCUCAGAUGGGAGCAGAUGUGGAGACUGACAGCAGAGAGAGAGCUGAUGAGCAUGCUAUCUACAUCACUAGCAGAUCAGGAUAUCUUCAAUGCUGUGAUCAAACAAAACCCUUUCCUGGUGCACCAGCUUCCCUGUUUCUGGAACGUUCAGCUGUCUGAUCACACACGAUCCGAGAAGUGCUACAGAGAUGUGUCUGACCUCAAGGUGAUCCAUUGGAACUCUCCUAAGAAGCUCCGUGUAAAGAACAAACAUGUGGAGUUUUUCAGGAACCUUUAUCUGACCUUCCUGGAGUAUGAUGGCAACCUGCUGAGGAGGGAGCUCUUUGGGUGUCCAAGUGAAACUGACCACAAUAGUGAGAACCUCCAGAAGACUCUACUGGAGCUUGAUGAGGAUGACCCAUGUUACGAGUUCCGGAGGGAGCGUUUUACUGUGCAUCGCACACACCUCUACUUUCUACACUAUGAGUAUGAGCCCAGUACAGACCAGACUGAUGUUACACUUGUGGCCCAGCUCUCCAUGGACAGGCUGCAGAUGCUGGAGGCCAUCUGUAAACACUGGGAAGGACCCAUCAGUCUGGCUCUCUACCUGUCUGAUGCUGAGGCACAGCAGUUUCUGCGCUAUGCUCAGGGUUCUGAGGUGCUCAUGAGCAGGAGCAACGUGGGAUACCAUAUCGUCUACAAAGAGGGCCAGUUCUACCCAGUCAACCUGCUGCGCAACGUUGCCAUGAAACAAGUCAACACACCCUACAUGUUCCUGUCUGACAUUGACUUCCUGCCAAUGUAUGGACUUUACGAAUACCUCAGGAAAUCUGUUGUACAGUUGGACAUGGCACACACUAAAAAGGCUCUGGUGGUGCCUGCAUUUGAAACGCUGCGCUACCGGCUGUCCUUCCCCAAAUCCAAGGCUGAGCUUCUGUCCCAGUUGGACAUGGGCACGCUCUUCACUUUUAGAUAUCAUGUAUGGACAAAAGGACACGCUCCAACCAACUUUGCUAAAUGGCGGACAGCCACGACGCCAUACAGAGUGCAGUGGGAAGCCGACUUCGAGCCGUAUGUGAUGGUUAGGAGGGAAAGUCCAGAAUAUGACCGCAGAUUUGUGGGAUUCGGUUGGAACAAAGUAGCUCACAUAAUGGAGCUCGAUGCACAGGAGUACGAGUUUGUGGUUCUACCCAAUGCCUAUAUGAUCCACAUGCCUCAUGCACCUAGCUUUGACAUCACCAAGUUUCGCUCAAAUGAGCAGUACCGCGUUUGCCUCAAGACCCUUAAAGAGGAGUUUCAGCAAAACAUGUCCCGCCGCUAUGGAUUCGCUGCACUUAAAUACAUGACUGCAGAAAAUAACAGCUAGCACCUUUGCCAUACUGAAAUUCUGCAUGUGUGAUGGACAGAACUGCUUUAGAAGGUUAUAAAAUAGCGGCAAAACUGGGCAGUGAACGAUGGAGUCUUCAAAACGUAGAGCGGCUGGUACGCUCAUGAAAAUGACUUAAGUAAAUAAAUUUUAUGUCCAUUAAUCCCAAUCUGGCUAAAUUAAUCCAGAUGGAUCUUGAAACUGCAAAUUUAAACAUUUGAUAUACAGUAAUCUCCCGUUUACUGCGGUGAUUAUGGUCCAAAACCACCUCUGGAUGCCACCCCAAAAAUGCAAUUUUAUGUAUACUGUACUGUACUGUAUUAACAUUUUACUUCAUUUUAUAAUUAAUUAUGAUAUUUUUAUUAAUAAAUUUUAUUAUUUCAACAUAAAAUAUUUCAAAUUCAAACAUUUUUGGUCUAUCGUGCUAUCUGCGAGAGAUCGGAAAAAUCAGCUAAACAAAUUAGUUAUGUGGCAAAUGCAAUUCCGGGAUAAACUGGGGGCCCGAGAUUCAAACCGCGGUAAAGUGGGGGAUUACUGUAUAUUUUUUCCAGGUUACUUCCUAUUUUUGUUUUAGCACGAAUUAUGGUAACAAAACUACUUCAAACUUUACCUUUUAGGUUGUUGAAAGAUUUAAUUACACUGUUAUUUUCUAAAUAUCAUAUUAAUAGAUAAAUAUAUAUUUUCCAGGGUUAAAAUAAAAAAUGCGAUUAUGUACAAUUAGUCUAAGUAUGUGUAAGACUGGAAUAUGUAAAAACGAUAUAGGCUUCAAGGUAAGUCCAUAGGAUAUAGAUUUCAACAUCCCAGUUCCUAAGAGAUUAAAGAAAUUCUGAUUGACCCUAAUAUGGACAAAUCAUUCCUCAAUUAAUUGAAGGAUACCACUGAACAAAGUUACUACAAAAAAGCCAGUGUUCAUACAUUCAACAAAUAGAUCAGAAACAACCUGAUCUUCAUACACCUUUUUGAUAGUUAAGAUUAAUCAAGAUAAUCAAAUGUUUUCUCCAUAAUAUCAUGCUAUAGUGUUGUAUACUAUGAUGAAAACAAUGUUAUGGCACCAGUGAAGAGCUGCAAGCGGUUCUUCUGAAUUGGUAAAUACCACAGAACAAUGUUGUUAAAAUGAAUAUGUCUAUUUUGAUAAUAAAAUAAUGUUAAUAAUGUGUCUUUAUGUUCUUGAUCUGAUGGUCAAACAAUAAUGCAAGCUGGUCCAUGCCUAUACUGAUUUAUGUACUAAUUGUAUGAAUCUAAGUGAAUUUAGGACAGUGGUCUGUGGUUUAAAUGGCUGAUAAUAAAUGGAAAACCUAUUGACUACCUUUGAACAGACUAAACAGAAGAGAGAAAAAUACUUAAAAUCUUAACCUCUGAAUUUCAAUCAAUACUAUUCACAAUGCAUGACUCUGUAAAGAAUGCACACUGAUAUUUGUAUAUUAUUAAGUAAUUUUAUAACAGGAAAAGCUGACAAAAGCUAUUCAGCACCUGGACCGAAUAACAUUACUACAUUACCACUUACAAUUUGACAGUUGGAAGCUGAAUGACAGUAAUUAUUUAAUUAGGACAUGGAGUUACUUGUGUUGGCUGGUUAUAAGAUAGAGAAGGUAACAACUGUGCCAAUCUGUGAUCUAAGCCUAGAGGUUGUCAUGGCAAGGUGUGAGACAUCUAUUUUCAAUUUCAAUGCUAAUGGAGCAUCUGGAGCAUCUACAUCCAUUAUAAAGGUACAAUUAUUGCUAAAAUAUUUUCGAAUGUGUGACAUAGUAAAACCAUCUUUAGACAUGUUUGGACAAGGUUCUGAGGACAUGGGAGAGACUGAUUUGUCUGAUCAUAUGCCAAUUUAUUGUAACGAAUUAACUAUGAGGCCUUAGCCCUGUUUGUUUAAAAACUAAGAAACCUGCAGCAAUCAUCCAGGACAUAUGGAAUUAUAUAACUGGUUUGAUGCUAAAUCCAUUUAUUGUCCCACUGCCUUGCUUUUAAUGUUUAUGUUUGUCCUUACUGGUUGUAAAUUUAUAGGGAUGGUAUCAGAGAGCAUAUCACUGGCACAGCUUUAAUAUCUCUGAGGGAAAUUAGCACACUCUUUGGCUUUACCAAAUGCCUUCCAAAGCUCCACAAAAACUCAGGCCCACUGUGAGGCAUUAAAGAGAUGUAUGGCAGUGGUUAUUGCAAAAUAAAUAUAUCACCUGGCUGUGAUUUUUUUCAGUAUAUUCUUGAAUUGUAUGUUUGUAGUCAUGGCAACCCGAUUACCAUUGUAUUGUUGUGAGAUUCCAUGAUAAAAGGGUGGCAAGUUACUAUGCAUGGUGCUAGUAUGUAUGCAGUAUUUGAUUCAAUCUGUAAUUUUUGGCUAUUGCUGAGUAUUGAGAGUCAGGAUAUAGCUCCUGAAUGGUGAAGUACAACUUUUUUGCUGA